Messenger RNA from Aspergillus melleus, 3876 nucleotides. It is a transcript of the gene BEM3, whose product is annotated as GTPase-activating protein BEM3. NCBI's taxonomy places the organism in Eukaryota, Fungi, Ascomycota, Eurotiomycetes, Eurotiales, Aspergillaceae. The record is from RefSeq and is a predicted model, not a curated record. Gene Ontology annotation, cellular component: cytoplasm. Gene Ontology annotation, biological process: regulation of GTPase activity; signal transduction. The transcript is spliced from 2 exons. Gene Ontology annotation, molecular function: phosphatidylinositol binding. Bases 1 to 3876 code for a protein of 1291 amino acids.
AUGACCGGACGGACGGACGAGAACAAGGCGCGCCUAGCCUCACGCACUCCGGACUCGACCCUGUCAACGACGUCCUCCCCGAUUUCACCCCUGAACUCUCAACGAUCGACGCCCGGCGAGCGACCGGGUCAGCGCAUAAUGCCUCGGACUUCUUCGAUCGAUUCCGCUAUCUCGUCUCUCUCGUCCGCGUCCCAAUCCCAUAAGUCUUCGUUCGAUGUAAGCGCGUUAAGCCAAACAGACAUUGGAAACCUAAUAACUACUGCCGGUUCGGCCGAGGCGGUGAUCAAACACCUUUUGAAAGAGAAGCACCAUGCGGCUUCUCAAAAUUCUCAGCUUUGGAGACUGGUUGACAAGCAACGCACCCUCAUUCUAGGGCUUAAUAAAGACCUGGACCGUGCGUUGAAAGAUAAGGAACGUUACAAGAAAAAGGUUAAGGACCUGCAGAACUCAGCGCCACCCGUGCCAUCGGUGGAAGCACAAACAAAACAUGAUAGAUCCACCAAAGGCAAAGAAGGGCCAGGUAUUCAGGCAGGUGCCCGGCAGCCACAGGCAUCGAAUUACGAUGCUCCGACCAGGGGAAUUGAUUCAGAUUCAAAAAUUUCCUCCACGGAUCUGUACCAUACCAAAGCGAAGGAACAACUGCAACCCGACUUCGUUGGAUCUCGCAGCUUGGCGGAUCGCAACCAAGACCCGUCGACCAAUAACUACCCCGGAGAACUCGAUCGGCACGGAGAGUCGCAGACAACCCCGUCGCUAGUGUUCGCGCGACAAGAGUUGUCGACAGCGAGUCCAAGUCUGGAAAGUCCCAACACUACUGCCAAUGACCCAGUACCCGGCGAACGAUCACAGCAGAGGCUCUCUCACCCGGUCCGAAAGGCACCCCCGGCGCCAUUGAACCUUGGCCUACCAGAGCACCGUCCGGUGGAUCGCAUGGAUGUUUCCGACUCCGAAUCUGAAUACGAGGAUAUAUUGGCGGUUGACGAGCAGUCGUUUGAGCGGGGACGAAGGAAAACGAGGGAUGACGAUGAUCGUGAGCGCCAGGCGGCCGUGCAAAAUGAUCAAAGUACAUUCGAAUUUCCCGCGGCGAAAGAAAAAGCCCAGGCUACAUCAGCAUUCGAAACCCUAACAGGUAAUUCAGUCGAUGCAAGAAUGAUGGACUCCCACCAAUAUUCGCCGCAAGCUGCACCACGAUCGGAACCGCUUGAGAUAGAUCCUCAUAUGGCCCAUAUGUCACCACCAGGCUCUCAUGCGGCCAUGAUGGCUGCCAAAAGCCCUGGCUUACCAAUGAGCCCCAGGCCAGAGGAUCGUCCUCUCGGCUCACCGUUACCGAGGAUGCCCGGUCCUUUGGCUACCAUGCCCACAUCAUCCGGGGGUACUGUCUCUGGUCUAGCUCUGUCCCCUCGAGCUGCUCAAUAUAACAACCCUAUCACCUCGGCUUCACUUUCUUCUGACUCCGGGAAACGCGCUGUACCAUCUAUCGAUGCCGCAGUUCGAAUUGACAGCCCUAGGUCGCCAGCCUUCAAGAAUCAAGAGAUUCAUCAAGGUCUGGUCUCAGAAGACUAUCCGAACCUUCUGCUGUCCCCCAAUGCUCUUCCUUUGGUUCAGGUAAAAGUGUCAUCAUCGCGGCUGCGGCCCUCUAGAAACAGCUACAACAUGUCCAAACCCUCCGAAGAGGAGCCUGUCUUUACACUGGGCGUUUUCUCACGCUCAGACAAUGCGGAACUCUGGCGAGUCGAAAAAGUUAUUGCAGCUCUCCCACAGCUCGAUCAACAGGUUAAGCAGCUGUCGGCUUUUAGUGCGAAGUUGCCCGACCGCUCCAUCUUCAACGGGCAUUCCCCCGCCAAGGUGGACACGCGGCGUGCUGCUUUGAACUCUUACUUCGAAGCCCUUCUCGAUACGCCCAUGGAUGAGAAUGCAGCGUUGACUUUGUGCCAAUUUCUUACCACUGACGCCAUUGAACCUCGGGAUGACGAAACCAGCCUCUUGAAGGGCAAGCAACAGGCUGGCUCUGAAAUGCUGCGUGGUCCGGAUGGGAAGCCCAGGAAAGAAGGUUAUCUGACCAAACGAGGCAAAAACUUUGGCGGUUGGAAGGCACGGUAUUUCGUUCUCCAUGGUCCUGAGCUUAAGUAUUUUGAAUCGCCAGGUGGUCCUCACCUCGGAACUAUCAAAAUCUAUAAUGCUCAAAUUGGAAAGCAGUCACAGAGCGCAAAUGGACAAAACAGCUCCCCUUCGCGAGCGGAGGAAGAUGUCGACAAUCAGUAUCGUCAUGCUUUUCUUGUCCUGGAGCCCAAGAAGAAGGACUCUUCUGCGCUCGUCAGGCAUGUUUUGUGCGCUGAGAGCGAUGAAGAAAGAGACGCUUGGGUCGAAGCGCUCCUGGAAUACGUUGAGAGUCAGUCGGAAAGUGAAGGAUCCAAUCACGGAUCUUCAAAGGGACAAACGCCGAUUACCAGCAAGCAACCAGUUAGCAACUCUACCAUCACACCUAAUAUAUCAUCCAACGGAAGCAAGAAAGGGAACAGGGGCAUUGAUACGGCUGGCGCAGAAAGCCCCGAUACGGUUCAGGGGUUUAGCUACGACGACGCUGUUCCCGCCGAGCCUCCAAUCUUUGGACCAGCCUCUGAACAGAGUCCUGUAUCCCCCCUGCUUGCUCCUGGGGGCUUAGCAGAUUCUGGGGAUGCAAACCAGGCGGCGAACCCUUCGCCGGACCCCAAUCAACUCUCGUCGCGUCUCAUCUCCGGCCCCACUAAUGGUGCAGUGAUCCAGGAUGCUGGGGCCUGGGGAAACAAGGCAGCCAAUAGUGCCAAAGAGAAAAAACGAAGCAUCUGGAGCUUCCGUACCAGAUCAUCGAUUGACCUUGCCUCGCAGCUUCAUGCAGUCCACGAUCUCCCAACACAGCAGCCUCAUGGGCAUAGUUUAGGAGAUAGAAGGGAGUUCGUGAGGCCGGUAUUCGGAAUCCCUCUGGCCGAAGCUGUUCAAUUUUGUGCACCACAGGGCGUGGCCGUCAAUCUACCGGCUGUCGUCUAUCGUUGCAUAGAGUAUCUCAAGGCCAAGGAUGCAGCAUCGGAGGAAGGAAUAUUUCGGUUGAGCGGUUCAAAUGUUGUUGUUAAGGCUCUCAAAGAGCGGUUCAACACUGAAGGCGAUGUUGAUUUCUUGGCCGAUGAUCAGUAUUACGACGUCCAUGCCGUUGCAUCCCUUUUCAAGCAGUACCUGCGGGAGCUCCCUACAACGGUUCUCACCCGCGAGCUUCAUUUAGAAUUCCUUCGAGUGCUUGAACUUGAUGAGAAGCAGAAAAAGCUCGUGGCAUUCAACUCGCUCGUUCACAGGCUCCCGAAAGCGAACCUGACCCUGUUACGAGCACUGGUCCAAUUUCUGAUCAAUAUCGUGAAUAAUUCGGAUGUCAAUAAAAUGACAGUCAGGAACGUCGGCAUCGUUUUUGCUCCAACGCUCAACAUUCCGGCACCUGUCUUUUCAAUGUUCCUCACUAACUUCGAAGAUAUAUUCGAAGAUCCCCCAAGCUCCGGUUCGACCACAGCGGAAUUCAAUGCCAGUCACUCUAUCUCCCCGGGAGACGUCCGUUCGCCGCGCCGACAGAUGUUCCCCGACAUUUCAACGCCAGGUUAUGGCCAGACAGCCUUCCGUAAAGAAGAAUCUCUUGAUGAUUUCAAUACGCAUCAAGACACUGGUUUCGUUUCCAUUCAGCCGAGAUACGAAAACUCUAGCCACAAACAAGUCCUCGCUAAUGGAGACGAAAUGUAUUCCCCGUCUAUGUUAACACCGGCAAAUGAGUCUUCUCGAUCUGCUAAGGCUAAAAGAAGAGAGAGUUCCAUGCUCUUUAUGGAACUUAACCAUCAAAGCAACUCCCCUCCGCCAUAUUAA